CCAGCUCGUGCCGAAUGUUGCUCUGCAUCAAACGUGGAUGCCAGAAGGUUUUUGUUGUCUUAGCAUGCUGAGCUAACAAGAGUUAGCACGCAUCAAUGCUCACGAUUGGACACAGAACAGCUCGUCAUGACAAUGACUGUUUGUUUUCUAUGAAUUUAUUUCACAUGAAAAGGGGAGACGUGACGUGUUCGCCGCGCUGACAUUGGGCCUCGACUUGCCGACGGAUAACGUUCCGGAGCCUUUGAAGCUUCUCGCGUUCCACCAGCAGAUGGAGGAAUGCUCCCGGUCUGCCGCGGUCACCGGCGCCGCCGCCCACCGACGAGCCCCCCGUCCCCCGGAUCCUCCUCCGAUGAGAGGAGUUCCCGCGCGGACCUUCCCAGAGGGGGAACACGCACGCGUUGAGGCCGGAGAGAGCGGGCUGGGAUGAGUUUGGCUGCGGGGCUGCUCUUUGUCCAUUUUCAUCCCUCCCAUCAAAGUUUUGGUCUGUGAGAGAAAAGAGAGCGACACACAUCGACAGAUCCAUCUUUUUGGGUGAAGCGUCGACGCGACGAGGCGGCGAUUGAAGCCGUCGUGCGGAAAUGGACGCCCGUCUCGCCGUGUGGUUUCAUCUCCUGGCCCGCUUCCUGCCGCCGGCCGGCGCCUCCAUGGACUCCUGCUACGACGAGGAGACGGCCGCCCCCGGCCGCUGCCUGCCCAAGUUUGAAAACGUGGCCUUCAAUCGGAGCGUGCUGGCGUCCAACCAGUGCGGCUCGGCGCCCGAGGAGUUCUGCAUGCAGAUGGGCUCGGCGGCGCGCUCGUGCCACCUCUGCGACGCUUCGGUGCCGGGCUUUGGCCACGGCGCCGCCCUGCUGACCGACUUCCACAGGAACGAAGAGCCCACCUGGUGGCAGAGCCAGUCCAUGUACUUUGGCAUCCAGCACCCCAAUUCCGUCAACCUGACGCUGCGUCUGGGGAAGGCCUUCGAGAUCACCUACGUGCGACUGAAAUUCUACGCCAGUCGGCCGGAGAGCUUCGCCAUCUACAGGCGCAGCGAGGCGGACGGCCCCUGGCUGCCCUAUCAGUUCUACAGCGCCUCCUGCGGGGAGACCUACGGCAAGGCCGUCAACGGUUUCUUGCGCCUGGGGGAUGACGAGAGGACGGCGUUGUGCACCAACGAGUUCAGCGACAUCGCGCCGCUCACCGGGGGGGACGUGGCCUUCUCCACCCUGGAGGGACGGCCCAGCGCCUACAACUUUGACCGCAGUCUCGUCUUACAGGAAUGGGUGACGGCGACCGACCUGCUGGUCUCGCUGGACAGGCUCAACACCUUCGGCGACGAGGUCUUCAAGGACGCCAAAGUCCUGCGCUCGUACUUCUACGCCAUCUCAGAUUUCUCCGUGGGCGGCAGAUGCAAGUGCAACGGCCACGCCAGCGAGUGCGUGUGGGCGGCGCGUGGUCAAGAUGGCGGACACGGGCGCCUGAUCUGCGCCUGCCAGCAUCACACGGCCGGAGACGACUGCCAGAGAUGUCAGCCCUUCUACCAGGAGAGACCCUGGGCCAGGGCCACCGGGGAAUCGGCGAAUGAAUGUCUGCGGUGCAACUGCAGCGGCCGCUCGGACCGCUGCGCGUUUGACCUGGAGCAGUACCGCAGCACGGGCAGCGGGGGGCGCUGUCUGGAUUGUCGGGACAACACGGAUGGCGCGCACUGCGAGCGCUGCCGGGAGAACCACUACAGGGGCUCGCCCGACCAGCCCUGCCUGCCCUGCAACUGCGACGGCAAUGGUGAGUUGAACGCGUGCAGCGGCCGAGGCGUGACGGGGGACAAGUGUGACACAUGUCGCCCGGGAUUCCACUCGCUCGGCCCGGGCGGCUGCAGACCGUGCGAGUGCACCCCCGGUGGCAGCGUGGGCGACUGCUCGCCGCUGGACGGCGCCUGUCGCUGCAAGGCCAACGCCGAGGGGGGAGGCUGCGGCAGGUGCAAGCCAGGCUUCUUCAACCUGCAAGAAAGCAACCCGGCGGGCUGCCAGCCGUGUUUCUGCUUCGGUCACUCGCUGGCGUGCUCCUCGUCCGCUCGCUUUCUGGCCGUCAACAUCACUUCGGAUUUCAUGGAAGAUCAGGACGGCUGGCUGGGCGAGUUCUCCGGCGGUCGGCUUGACGCCCUGCUGUGGAAGGAGGGCGAAAUCUAUUUGCUGCCCCUCUCCGAGGAGGACCCCGGCUUCUUCAGAGCCCCGGACAAAUUUGUGGGGGACCUGAGCCGCAGCUACCUGCAGCUCCUCUCCAUCACCUUCACCUCCGAGUCGGCGCAACUGCUUCCCGAGCGCAUCGCCGUGCUCCUCGACGGCUCCGGAAUCACACUCGCGACCGAACUCCUGGCCGGCCCCGCGCGACGCGCCGACCCCGGCCUCUCGCCGCGCAAAACCUUUGUCCUCAGGCUUGAUGAGAGCCAGAUGACACCGAAGCUGUCGGCCUUGGAGUUUCGCCGGCUCCUGUACAACGUGACGGCGCUGCGCAUCAGCAACGCCGGAGGACUCAACUACACAUCGCAGCUGGCGGGCGUCCAUCUGGUCUCUGCAUCCCCCGCCGCCGGCGGGACGGCGCCCCCCGCCUCCUGGGUGGAAAGCUGCACCUGUCCCAGCGGCUACGUCGGCCACCUCUGCGAGCGAUGCGCGGCCGGAUUCACCCGGGAGGUCCCGAACGGCGGCCCCUUUUCCACGUGUGUCCCGUGCGACUGCCAUCAGCAUGGAACUUGCCACCCGGAGACUGGUGAGUGCGAGUGCUCAGAUUUCACCGGCGGGCCGACCUGCGAGCGCUGCCUGGACGGUUACUACGGCAACGCUUUGGCGGGCACAGCGGGCGACUGCCGACCCUGCCCCUGCCCCGGCGGAAGCGGCUGCGUGCGGCUGGCGGAGACCGAUCGGGUGGUCUGCACCGACUGCCCCGCCGGACAAACGGGUGCCCGCUGCCAGAUGUGCGACGACGGUUACUACGGCGACCCGCUGGGGCGCUCGGGGGCGGCGCGGCCCUGCGCCCGAUGCGACUGCAGCGGCAACGUGGACCCCAACGCGGUGGGCGUGUGCGACCAGCUGACCGGCCGUUGCCUCAAGUGCACGGGGAACACCGAAGGCGACCGCUGCCAGAGCUGCCGCCGCGGUUACUACGGCGACGCGCGCAGCGAUGCUCCCGGACCCAAGUGCAAGCCGUGCGGCUGCGACCCCGCCGGCACCUCGGGCCGCGCUCUGGAGUGUCACCCCGAGACAGGAAGUUGCGAGUGCCUGGACCAUGUUACCGGGCGAGACUGCAGCCUCUGCGAGGAAGGCUUCUUUAACCUGCGGCGCGGCGUCGGGUGCGAGGGGUGCGCGUGCCAUCCCGUGGGCUCCUCGUCCGCCGCCUGCCACCCGAUCACGGGACGGUGCUCGUGCAGGGCCGGCGUGGAGGGCCGCUUGUGUGACGCCUGUCGGACGGGCUUCUUUGGAUUCUCGUCGCGCGGAUGCAGAGCCUGCGACUGCGACCCGAUGGGAGCCGUCUCGAUGCAGUGCCGCGGCGACGGCACGUGCCGGUGUCGGCCCGGCUUCGCCGGCUCCCGCUGCGACAAGUGCCGGUCCAACCACUUCUACCGGCGAGGCACGCACCAGUGCGAAGAGUGUCCCGCCUGCUACGGAUUGGUGCGGCAACAGGCGGAGCAGCUGAGGGCGCGCCUGCAGGACGCCGAAAAGCUCCUGGCCGGCUCGGAUUGCCGAGGCGGAUGGGCCAAGCGCCGCCCCCCGCCGGGCGACCCGACCGUCGGCGUUCACGACAACCAGCGCGACCCGCGAGCGCUGCCCAACGCGCUGGAGGAAUUUUUGGCCUUCCAAGAGGCUCAGCGGGCCUUCGCCGGACAAUUCUCCUCGCUGGAGGCGUCCACGGGCGCCCUGGCGGCGCGGCUGCGCGACCUGGCGGCCGCUCUCAACUGCAGCGUCGGCACCAAAGAAGAAGAAGAGGGGCCGGGGGCCCCGUGUCGGACCCUCGCCCGCAUCGCGCCGGUCGUCGGCGAGUCCCAGACGCAACUGCGGCAGGCCACGAAAGACCUGGAGAUGGCGAUGGUCCCUUUUGAGGCUGAUUCCGGACCAAAGCAAUGGAAGAUGACGCUCAACGAGUCUCAAGCCUUAAAGAAAAGCCAUGGCGACGCCGCCGAGCGCGCGGAGGUCGCGGCCGGCAGGGCGCUCGCCACUUCAAAGCACGCCUUCAGCUUACUGAUGGCGCUCCUGCGGGACGACUCCACCGACGAGUACAUCAAGGACCUGACGCAACGGAUGACCGAGAUGCGCCAGCGGAGACAACAUCUGACCGCCCGGGCGAGCGAAAGCCAUGCCGAUGACGAGGCCCGGCGCAAGGACACCGUCGGGCUGCGGCUGGCCCUCCGGAACGUCACGUCGCAGCUGGCUCGCGCCAACGCCGGCCAAGCGCUCGCCCGGCGGGGCGCCUCGCUGUUGAAAAGCUCUCAAGAACUGGACCGCGGCCUCCGGUCCAAAGACGACCUGGUCGGCCGCAUCGCCGACGACGCCCGAUCCCUGGCCGGGGCCGUCAUCGGCAAGCGGGAAAUGCUGAAGCGCGCGGCGGAGCUGCAAGCUCGCGCCAGCUGGGUCAACGUGGUCGCCUUGGCCUCCGUGGUGGAGGGGAAAGCGGCCGAGUCGCAAGAAAUCGGCCUGCGCCGGGAUCUUGAAAACAUGGUGCGCGAGUGGCCGCGUCUGCAGGCCCACACCAGAGCUGCCAUGAAGAAAAAGAAGCCCCUGGAGGUGAAAGUUCUGGCCGGCGUCACCAAUCUGGUUUCGGAGAUCCAAGAGAUACUUGGGCCGGCGCAAGAAAACUCCCGCCUGGCCAGAAACCUCUCGCUGGAAGCCGAGCGCACCGCCCACGCCGCGUCUGAGGAAUCGAAAGGCGCCCUGACGCAGGCGAAGCACACGAGGACCGCCUUGGCUCACCUCAGCUCGCACGUGGAGUCCGUCUCGCAACGUCUGGACGCGCAGACGUUGCGAGCUGACGGCGCAAAGUUCCACGUGCCCUCCGAGAUGGCGCCCCCUCUGGCCGACGUGAAGAAGGACGUGGAGGCGGCCAAGCUGCGGUUGGAGGCCUACUCGCAGACUCUCACCGAGCUCAUCGGCAAAAUCGACGCCGACGUGCCUCUGGAGCGUUUCGGGCGCGUCCUGAACGAGACGGCGCGGCGCCUGAGCGCGCUGCGCGGCAGCGUGGAAGCUCCCCAACUGCACGCCAAGAUCGGAGCCCUGCGUUCGGCGGCCCGGGGCCAACGUAGCCGUCUGGCGCUCCUGGAAGAGGACGUGCGGGAAAUGUUGCGCGAGAGAGACAGCCUCAGGGACAUCGCCCUACACUUGCCGCCGUCCUGUGCCGAGGCCGGCGCAAAGGGGCGGGCCUAAUCACUGGAACGUCUUCAGCCAGCAAAAAAAAAAAAAA
Hippocampus comes (tiger tail seahorse) is the source of this 5424-nucleotide messenger RNA. It is a transcript of the gene lamc3, whose product is annotated as laminin, gamma 3. The transcript has 28 exons. The record is from RefSeq and is a predicted model, not a curated record. The coding region runs from base 579 to 5387 and encodes 1602 amino acids. Gene Ontology annotation, biological process: axon guidance; animal organ morphogenesis; tissue development. Gene Ontology annotation, cellular component: basement membrane. NCBI's taxonomy places the organism in Eukaryota, Metazoa, Chordata, Actinopteri, Syngnathiformes, Syngnathidae.